Microsporum canis CBS 113480 is the source of this 1605-nucleotide messenger RNA. Its product is annotated as phosphotransferase family protein. The record is from RefSeq and is a predicted model, not a curated record. Gene Ontology annotation, cellular component: mitochondrion. The transcript has 5 exons. The coding region runs from base 1 to 1605 and encodes 534 amino acids. NCBI's taxonomy places the organism in Eukaryota, Fungi, Ascomycota, Eurotiomycetes, Onygenales, Arthrodermataceae.
AUGGCAUCAAACCUGGAGAUGCAAUACAACGUCACCUAUAACUUCACGGGGACGUGGCAUUAUAGACAGAUGAACGACUGGAAUUCGAACGAUGAGUUCUUCAAAUUCACCCGUGGUCGCUUUGUCGUGGAGGAAGCCGAGAAUCUUCGAAGACGAGAGAUCAGGUUUGACAUGAACAGGCUUGCGCAAGUUGCGGCAGACUCGAUCGGCGCUGCUCAGUGUAUUUCUGUCAAGAAAUACCCCGAUGGCAUGUUUAGCAAAGCGUUCCUCUUGUCCAUGGACGAUGGUAGAGAUGUCGUAGCUAAGGUGCCUAAUCCGAACGCCGGCCUUGCGCACUUUACCACGGCAAGUGAAGUUGCCACGAUGGAAUUCGCAAAGUCGCACCCGGUUGGGGCAGAAUUCAUCAUCAUGGACAAAGCUGAGGGUGUUCCACUUUCUCAGGUGUGGGGAACGUUGCCGCUAUCCCAGAAACUCCAGGUCAUUCUGGCCGUAACGCGCCUCCAGAAGCGAUGGUUACGUGUUUCAUUCUCGAGUUACGGUAGCUUAUACUACACCGGAGACGUGAAUUCACCAUCGGGAAAUCACUACAUUAAGAAUGGCGAAGCUGUCAAGUAUUCAGGGUUUGUCGUUGGUCCGUCUACAGGCCGGGACUGGAUUGAUGCCGGCCGAUCAAGUUUGGAUAUCGACCGAGGUCCAUGGCAAUCCAUGACACAGUAUCUACAAGCAGUCGGAAUGCGGGAGACGAAAGCGGUCGAGUACUUGAAACCUCCAAAACAGAUUGCACUGCUCUGUGGCCCUCAUCUCUACCGACCAGACAUGCAAAGGAAGCUCACUUCUUUGGCCUGGUACCAACAAAUCAUUGAUGCUCUCGUACCAAGGGACACUACUAUCGAAAUGCCGUGUCUUUGGCAUGAUGAUUUGCAUGAUGACAACAUGUAUGUGGAUCCGCAUAACCCCGAAAAGAUCACGGCUAUUAUCGACUGGCAGUCUUGUCAUAUCUCUCCCCUCUUCAACCACAGUCCCGAUCCGGCCUUCCUCGCCUGGGAUGGCCUUGAGCCCGAGACGCUCAGUCUCGCCCCAAGACCAAAGCUUUCAGAGCUUUCUCCUGAAGAACGAUCGGCAGCUGUGCGCGACUAUGCCCACCAAAACAUAUUUAUCGCAUGGAGAAAGCUCAUGCAUGCCAAAAACCCAGAUCUGUAUCGAGCAGUUGACUUUCGAAAGACUGCAGCAUACGGUCUGAUAUUUCUUGCCCACCGCAUGUUCAAAUACGGUGAUGCGCACUUCCAAUCACUUUUCGUCGACCUGAAGGACACAUGGGCUGAAUUACCUGCCGUCAGCGGCAAUAACCCGUUCCCGUUCGACUUUUCUAAAGCAGAUGUAGAGCGUAUUAAGCUGGAUAGUGAGAGCGCAGUAGCAGGGGCAGAGCUUGUUGAUAAGCUCAAGGAGGGAAUGGGUGAUUUGUGGCCAGAUAAAGGCUUCAUCGAGCAUGAACUGUACGAUGAGUGCAAAGCUGCCCUCCAUGAUGCCAAAGUCCAGAUCUCGAGGCAAUUGGCUAAGACUGAGGAGGAACAGGCUGAAUAUGACCGCAAUUGGCCAUUCGAAUGA